AUGGACCAGUUUCUACUUCUGCGGUUACAGGAACAGCCCUGUCUCAUGACAGACGUGGCCCCCGGCUGCAGGCUGCUGCUGGUGCUGAUGACCGUGGCACCGAGCAGGACAGGAGCGGUUCCUGUGCCCUCACCCCUCGGGGCCCUCCCAGGUGCAAGGGGCUGCCACAUGGCCCAGUUCAAGUCUCUGUCCCCACAAGAGCUGCAGGCCUUCAAGAGGGCCAAGGAUGCCUUUGAAGAGUCGCUCUUGCAGAAGGACUGGAACUGCAGCUCCCGCCUCUUCCCCAGGACCCGGGACCUGAGGCAGCUGCAGGUGUGGGAGCGCCCCGUGGCCUUGGAGGCGGAGCUGGCCCUGACACUGAAUGUCCUGGAGGCCACGGCUAACUCAUCCCUGGAUCACAUCCUGGACCAGCCCCUUCACACGCUGCACCACAUCCACUCCAAGCUCCAGGCCUGUGUCCCAGCUCGGCCCACAGCAGGCCCCAGGCCCCGGGGCCGCCUCCACCACUGGCUGCACCGGCUCCAGGAGGCCCCGAAGAAGGAGUCCCGGGACUGCCUCGAAGCCUCUGUCGUGUUCAACUUCUUCCGCCUCCUCACCCGGGACCUGAAAUGUGUUGCCAGUGGAGACCAGUGUGUCUGA
Messenger RNA from Globicephala melas (long-finned pilot whale), 639 nucleotides. The record is from RefSeq and is a predicted model, not a curated record. NCBI's taxonomy places the organism in Eukaryota, Metazoa, Chordata, Mammalia, Artiodactyla, Delphinidae.